Molecule: messenger RNA, 2713 nt
Organism: Rubroshorea leprosula
Lineage: Eukaryota; Viridiplantae; Streptophyta; Magnoliopsida; Malvales; Dipterocarpaceae
Source: the annotation of a GenBank genome assembly
AAAUUAAUCAUAAAAAACAUAUUUGUUAUACUCUUAAUAAAUCCCCUUAAUACUCUUUUUCGAUUGACUAAAGGAAGUCUCCUUUCUCAGGCCUUCCAUCAAUAACUCUUCUCUUUGAAUCUCCUUGCUCAAUCCGUGUCUGCAAAAAUGGCAGAAGCACUUGAAGAUCUAAGAAACCUCAGAGACAACCUCACAUCCAUCAGAGCUUUACUUAAAGAUGCUGAGGAGAAGCAAAUAUCAGAGGAACCUGUCAAGUUAUGGCUAGAUCGGCUCAGAGAAGAAUCUCUUAACAUGGAGGAUGCUUUGGAUGAGUGGAGGACUGUACACCUGUAUCGGCGAACUGAUGGAGCUGAGGAAAGUGCUUCUUUUCUUCAGAGGAAGGUACGUGUUUUCCUCAGAUGCUUUUCUUUUCAUCCUGUUAGAUACCGUGGCAUUGCUCACAACAUAAAGGAAAUCAAUGAAAGGUUAGAUAAGAUUGCUGAGGAUAAAGAUAGGUACCAGUUAACAAGCACUGCAAUGAUCAGUAGACUGCCAAGACAAGGAGAAAGCAAAUCUUUUAUUGAUGAGUCAAGCUUGCUUGGUCGAGAUGAUGUCAAGAAUGAAAUAAUCAGCCAUUUGUUGUGUGAGGCUAGCAAAGAAGAGGAGGGUAGCCCAAUCCAAACCAUCUCCAUAGUGGGGAUGGGAGGUAUUGGGAAGACUGCUGUCGCCCAGCUGGUCUACAAUGACAAAAAUGUUAAACAACAUUUCACUUCUAGAGUCUGGACACAUGUUUCCAACAUUUCUGAUGAGAGAAAAGUCGCAAAAGAUAUCAUUGUAGGGCUUCAAGGCCUAGAAAAACAAGCAACCCUCCAGUUGUUGGAGUCAGUUCAAUUAGAUGCUCUUUUAGAUGAAGUUCGCAAGUCCUUAGAGGGAAAGAAGUACCUUCUUGUUUUAGAUGAUGUAUGGACAGAAAAAGAAAAAGACUUUGAAGGACUGAACGCUACUUUCAAAUGUGGUGCCCCGGGUAGUAGGAUAUUGGUGACUACACGUAAGAGCACUGUUGCAACAGUUAUGGGAAGUUCACACACCAUUCAGUUAAAAAACUUGAGCCCAGGGAUAUGUUGGUCUAUCAUUAGUAAAAUAGCACUAAGAGAGAAGGACCAAAAGACUUGUGAGGAGCUCAAGCCUGCUGGAUUGAAAAUUGCAGAAAAGUGUGGUGGUCUGCCGCUUGUUGCAAAGACUUUGGGAGGCCUUUUGCGGUUUAAAACUGGCAUACAAGGGUGGGAGAAUGUUUUGAAUAGUGAUUUGUGGAGAAUGGAAAUUAUGCAUAAAGAAGUUUUUGUUCCUUUGUUGUUGAGUUAUUAUGAUCUGCCCUCACCAGUAAGACAGUGCUUUACAUAUUUUGCUUUCUAUGACAAACACACAAGAUUUUGUGUUUUUCAUAUGCUUUCAGUCUGGAUGGCACAAGGUUACUUAGGCCUUGAUGAUGACAAUUCACCAUUGGAACAAAAAGGCAUUGAGUACUUUCAAUGCUUAAUGGAUCGCUGUUUCAUCCAAGGUUUUGAGUUUGAAGAUCGAUUUUUUGAGAUACAUGAUUGGGUACAUGAAUUUGCUUUCUUUUUGACAAGGGGAGAUUGUAUGAGAUUGGAGGUCCCCGAAGGUAAUAGAAGUUUACCGAUGAACUGUGAAAGAACUCAAGAAAGAACACCUCGACAUUUGACAGUGAUGGUAGAAAGGGGGUUCAGUUUUCCUGAAUUCAUUCCUGAUGCAGAAAAAUUGCGAAGUGUUGUGAGUUAUGGUAGAGAUGAUCAUGCUCCCGUCAGUGAAAAGGCCAUGCAUAAUUUGUUUAAUCAAGCUAGACGCUUAAGGGUGGUGGAUAUGGCGAUGGGAUAUCACGGUUCAGCUAUUCCAGAAGAAAUAAGAAACUUAUUGCAUUUGAGAUUCCUUAACUUGAGUCGGUGCAGAAACCUUAAAAGGUUGCCAAAAGCACUCUUCAGAUUACACAAUUUGGAACAAUUAAAUUUGUCUGGCUGUUCUAAUCUCGACAGAUUGCCCGAUGAGAUAGGAAAUUUAGUCAACUUGAAGCUUCUUCGUACCACAGGCUGCCUCCAAUUAGCUUGCUAUCCAAAGGAAGUUGUGAGAUUAACUCGACUUACACAAUUAUUGGGUCUCAUUGUGAGAAUUGAUCGUGACGAUCCUGAAGAGUUUAGCAUUGGAGAUCUAGCAAAGUUGAAUAAACUUCUCGUGCUUUCUAUGAAAAUAGUGGGAAAUACAAUCAAUGUGGGCGAGGCUAAAAAGGUGAAGCUUCAAAAUUUGCAGGAGGUGAAGAUAUUGGUGGAUGGGGACAUAGCGGAAGCUGAACAUGUCAUACUUGAAUCCUUAAACAUGUCCUCUGUACCAAGGUACAGAUUUCAAACGGACUACUAUAUGGAUGACGGCUUCAAUGAAUCAAGAAAUGAAUGUCUUUACUAUAGCUGGGCGUAAAUGAGAAAGUUGUUGGCGAUGAUGAUGGUGAAGAGAAAAGAUGUCAGCUCCUGUACUUCUUUUCCUUUUUGGUACACGUUCCUCGUUGCAACAGACAUUGCGUGGUUUCUUAUUGUCUAAAACUGCCACGUUCUUUUUUCUUGAUUUUAUUUACUUGCUUAUGUUUGAGAUGAUUUGUGACUGGUUUUAUUUCUUGGAAAUUGUUGAACAUUAAGGCUUUGGAUGAUUUGCCAUAAUAGUUAAAUGUGUG